This is a messenger RNA of Pungitius pungitius (ninespine stickleback), 1830 nucleotides long. RefSeq names its product kelch domain-containing protein 1-like. NCBI's taxonomy places the organism in Eukaryota, Metazoa, Chordata, Actinopteri, Perciformes, Gasterosteidae. The record is from RefSeq and is a predicted model, not a curated record. The transcript is spliced from 13 exons. Gene Ontology annotation, molecular function: protein binding. Bases 343 to 1551 code for a protein of 402 amino acids.
GGUAACGCCCCGGAAGCGCCUCACAUAAACCCUGCACCUUGUCAACGGAAUUCAUAUGAGAGAUGCGCAUGAACGCAGGUGAAUGAAGUGCUCUCAGUCCAGGUCAGACGCAGAGGGAGUCCACGCGGGUUCCUCCUGCAACGCAGCCGGGGUCCAGGGUGGCAACAACUACUCGUCCCGUUGAUGGGAGGAGUGAGAACCGGACACCGAGCAGGAAAAACCCGCUCCGCCGGCCCUCCGACCCAGUUGGCCUUCCGCCGCCCGCCUGCAACCCGGAGCCAGGGACACAUUCCGGGGAGCGAUCCACAACCCUUGUAGCCGUCGAGGGGGGGGGGGGGGAAGAUGGAUGCUGCGGGGGGAACCGGCCCGGUGCGCCGGCUGGAGAGGAGCAGCCACACGGCGUUCCUGCGGGAGCGCACGCUGUACGUGUGGGGAGGCAACCAGGUAGUGGGUGGAGAGGACGUCAUGGUGCCCUCUGAUGAAAUCUGGCUCUGUGAUUUAGACAGCGGGACCUGGGAGUGGAAGAUCAUCACCGGGGAGCCCCCUCCGGUGGGCUUUUGCGGCUCUCCCGUUAAGGGAAAGCUCUACGUGUUUGCAGGAAGUGACCCAGUGGGAUACACCAACGAGAUGUUCAGCGUUGACGUCACCGAGCAGAGCUACUCGUGGAGGAAAGUGAUCGACACCAAGGGAGCGACGCCGUCGCCGCGCAACAAGCACUCCUGCUGGGUCCACCGAGACCGAUUAAUCUUCUUCGGGGGCUACGGCUGUAAGACCGCAGGGGAGGUACGGAACACGUCGUCGUCAAACUUCGUGGUGGAGGACAUGUCCUGGACCACAAUUGGAAACGCGUUAUUUCGCUGCUGGGGCUGGAACAACGAAGUGAGUGUUUUCGACACUGCCACGGCGACGUGGAGCACGCCACAGACUCGGGGCCCCGCGCCGGCCCCCAGAGGCUGCCAUGCCAGCGCCCUGCUGGGGAACAAGGGUUACAUCUCCGGCGGCGUGGAGGAGUCCGAGCUGGACAUGUUCUGCUUGGACCUGGAGACGUGGACCUGGACUCGAUUUGACCUCCCCCAGUCCCGCGCCCCUCUGGGACGCUCCAUGUUCACCAUGACGCCCACGUCGGGUCACGCGCUCUUCGUGUACGGUGGCCUCGGCACGGACGGAAACACGCUCAAUGAUGCCUGGCAGUUUAACACGGAGAAGAGAGAGUGGAACAAGAUGGUGCACCCUCACGAAGACAAGCCCAGAGUUUGUCACACGGCGUGCCUGGGAAGUGACGACGACGUCGUUGUGUUCGGGGGAAUCAGCAACCUGUGCUUCCUCAUGGACUCGGUGUUCAUUCUGAGGGCUCCAUCGCAAAACCACUGCGGAGACGUGUUCGUGUUUCAGACCCAGCCGUACUCCCUCUUCAGACUUUGUGAAGACCUGAUAGGAAGGAACCCGGAGCGCUUCGGGAAGCGUCUGAACUGGCUCCCAUCAAAGGUACGCGAGAGAAUCAACAAGAGAGUCGCCUUUUUCUCUGAGCCGAAGGCCGUUCUCACAGCGUGACGAGUCUGAGCCAGUCGACUACGACGGGGAUUCGUCUUUAGUUUUUGUCAAAUGAUUAAUUGUUUUAACCUGAGAUUUAUUUGUAAAUAAGAGUUUUUGACUUAUUUUAAAAACUGUUUAGAUUUGGUAACCUUUUACUCUGAUUUAAUGAUGUGGAAUCUGAUUUUGAAUAAAGGUGUUGUAUAUUAUUGUUUUUUCUUUCUUUUUCCCACUCAAUAUAUUAAACCUUGGCAUUUCUAUUAAUCUAUUUUUGUAGAUUAAUCUACAAGUAUUUGUAAC